Messenger RNA from Mycosarcoma maydis (corn smut), 1128 nucleotides. RefSeq lists its product as uncharacterized. The coding region runs from base 1 to 1128 and encodes 375 amino acids. The transcript has a single exon. The record is from RefSeq and is a predicted model, not a curated record. Lineage: Eukaryota; Fungi; Basidiomycota; Ustilaginomycetes; Ustilaginales.
AUGGUGCUCGGUUUAGGAAAGAAAAAGAGCAAAGUGCUCCAGACAGCAUCUACCACAGAAUCCAAUAUUACUGCACCCGGCAGCAACCCUCAUCCUCAGAAGCGAGGCUCAUCACGGCUCGCUCAUGGCCGAGGUCAAGUGGAGGAUAAUCUUGCUGUUCCGACACGAUACAAGUACGGUAACGAGAUUUCCAAGGCGGCUGUUGAUGUUGCAGGUCUUCCUGUCAACGUAUUUGGGCUUGAUGAGCUCACACCUGCUCCAUCUCGCGCAAGUGCACCUCCCGCGCCACCGGUUUGCGUGGUAAUCCAUAUGCAUGGUCGAGGCGGCUCGGCUGACAACGAGGAAAGGAUUGCUCGUCAGCUCUACGACCGCAUUUCACGUGACAAGGCAGCCUACCGAGCCCAACAGAAUGGCGGCCUCAUUGCUACCACAUCCAUGCAGCGCGAUCAUUUGCUCGUUACCUUUGAUGCUCGCAAUCAUGGACACCGCACCACCAACCCAGAAGGGCAGAAAGCAUGGAAGCAAGGAAAUACACGGCACGCAAUGGAUCUGUAUGGUAUGAUCGUCGGCGACGCACGCGAUGCAUCUUUUCUUGUCGAUUUCUUGCCUUGCUAUCUUUUCCCACAAGAUGACAGAACGGUGGCCGAGUGGGUGAUCACUGGCAAAUCUCUAGGAGGGCACUCUACCUGGCACGCGCUCGCUGAGGAUCCCCGCUUCAAGAUCGGCGUACCUAUGAUCGGCAUGCCCGAUUUCUCUCGGCUGCUCGCUUCCCGGACAAGAACUUCAUUCGUGACCAACGGGCCGCCAUACGUACCAGCGAGUCUCAAGGCGCUGGCCAACCAGAUUGAUCCGGCACGCACCGCGUAUGAUAGCUUUGAUUCACGACGAAACCCCUUUUGGGGCAAGAAGAUCUGUGUGCUCAGCGGAGCCGAGGACAAGUUGGUGCUCUGGGACUGGAAUCAUGACUUUCUCAAGGCGCUUGUCGUGGGUGAGCCUACGGGUCCCAAGGGCGAGAUGCCAGGUUUGAAAAUUCACAGGAGACCAGGCGUGGGCCAUGAAGUGACUGAAGAGAUGGUGGAGGAGGCAGGCGAGUGGAUAUGGAGAUGGGGCAUCGUGGUGCCAGAGUAG